UGCAGCACCCUGUCCACGUGCUGCCAUGCGAUGGUGGCGCUCAUCUACCCCUUCACCUGGCAGCACACCUACAUCCCAGUGCUGCCGCCGGCCAUGAUCGACAUAGUGUGCUCGCCCACGCCCUUCCUCAUCGGUCUCCUGUCCAGCUCGCUGCUGCUGCUCAGGGAGCUGCCACUGGAAGAGGUCCUUGUGGUCGACCUUGUCAACAGUCGGUUCCUCAGGCAGAUGGAUGAUGAGGACUCCAUUCUGCCCCGGAAGCUUCAGGUAGCCCUGGAACACAUUCUGGAACAGAGGAGUGAACUGGCCUGUGAGCAGGAUGAUGGGUCCCCGGACUGCAGGCAUGGCCCCGGGUCCAGCCCCUUGAAUGAGGUGGUGUCUGAAGCCUUUGUCCGCUUCUUCGUGGAGAUAGUGGGCCACUACUCCUUGUUCCUGACUUCGGGCGAGCGCGAGGAGAGGACCCUGCAGCGAGAGGCCUUCCGCAAAGCUGUCUCCUCCAAGAGCCUCCGCCGCUUCCUGGAGGUCUUCAUGGAGACCCAGAUGUUUCGGGGCUUCAUCCAGGAGCGAGAGCUGCGCCGGCAGGAUGGCAAGGGUCUCUUUGAGGUCCGAGCCCAAGAAUAUCUGGAAACUCUCCCCAGUGGAGAGCACAGCGGUGUCAAUAAGUUCCUGAAGGGAUUAGGCAGUAAAAUGAAGUUUCUCCACAAAAAAUAACCCUCAGCUCAGCCUCAAGGGAAAACUUCUCCUGGUGCCACCUCAUGCUUUACAAACAGUUCUGGUGGCCUUUCUGAAAGACUGGGUCCUCGGUUGUCCCGGUGCUCAGCUGGAGACCAGGGUGGCUUCCAGUCGCCGCCAGGCACACCCCAGGACCAGGGCCCGAGAGCUGCCCUGGAGGACAGCCCUGAAAGGGAGCCCACCCCAGGCAUGUCGCCCCCAUGCAGAUGGACCAUAUUGGUGGUUGGUUUGUGGAUUUGGGUUUUUUUGAUCUCAGAUAUUAAAAAUAAGAAAAGUGUUUGGGUUUUCUUUUUAUUAUGUCAGAGCUCAGAGAAGUCAAUCCUGCCCUACGGCAUCUUUCCCCAGUUCAUCCUGUCCACCAGCUCAGCUCUGGAGCCCAAGGAGCAGCCAUGGAGAACAGCAAUGAGGGCAGAACUGGGGGAUCACAUGGGAUGUAGGGGGGUGGGAAGGGCCUCGGUUCAGUGGCCUCGGCUCAGGGCACCGGUCCUCUCAGGAAAAGGAUGGGCCUUCCCCUGGAGCAGAGGCCAGGAGGGGAACCAGAGCAUCAGAGGGAUGUGGCUUUCUGGACAAGCUGCUCUUCCAGAAUGGUCAGCGAUGCCACCUGGCGGCCGAGGCCAUGGACUUCUCUCUUUCCAGAGGAACUUGACUGCCUUGCCCCUCUUAGAAGCCAUAGAACCGUCCAUGACUUUUAGAGGUACACAUAAAAAAGAAAUCUUCUCCUGAGGUCUAUUAAUAAACUUUUCUUGGGGUCCUAAAGUUUGUGACACUUCCUGGGGCCCACUAUAACACACAGAAGUCACCACCAAGCCCAUUCCAUUUAGACUAUGGAGUAUUACCAUCACAUUCCAGGAGCCCAGGUCAGCAUAAAUGAAGUGGUAUGCAUGCAGGGUGACCUUGAGGGGCUUUUGUGGUUGACGUCAACAAGAGGAAGGGUCAGGAUACAGGGGCAGCUUCACAAGACUUAGGAGGCAGGGAGGCAGCUGGAGAAGGCCACAUGUGGGCCAACCUGGGCUGUCCUGCAGCCCUUGGGAUGCCCCCAUGACCCUGACAGAAACAAACGGGAAGAUGUGCUCUGAACUUGCCGAUGGCCCUGGGGGCCCAUGCUGCCUGACAGAGGUUCUUCCAUCUCCAGGGAGUUGGGGAUGGGGGGGUCUUCUGAGGAAAAAUAGAAGUAAGAGGAAAAUGAGGGGAGAUGACCUCCUAUUCUACGUGAGAUGUCCCUACCUCCUACCUGGAGUUAUGGACACCCCACCCCCAUUGUAUCCAAGAUUUGGUGUGUCCAUUUGUUUUUCAAGGGAGAGGGGCCACAGUUUGCAUCAGCUUCUCAAAGACUCCCCCACAGAAUGGUAGGGACCAGCUAUGCAUAAAAAUUAACCAGGGGUUGGGGGGUGGCUGGGAGCCCGGGAGUCCUGAAGAAGACCCUCUGAGGGUGGGAGUUCAGAAAUGUGUGUCUAAUAAGCUCCUCAGAUUAGUGAAAUGUAUUCAUGUUCUGCAUGUUUUAUAUUUCCCAGAAAUUAUUACUUUUAAUAUUUUGGAAUAUGCUUCCUUUUCUAACUUAUUUCACAUUUAUUGUUUACUUAAUACCUCUAAGUGAAUAAAUAUACAUUUUUGUCAACAUUC
Messenger RNA from Carlito syrichta (Philippine tarsier), 2349 nucleotides. RefSeq names its product DENN domain-containing protein 2A-like. Gene Ontology annotation, cellular component: actin cytoskeleton. NCBI's taxonomy places the organism in Eukaryota, Metazoa, Chordata, Mammalia, Primates, Tarsiidae. Gene Ontology annotation, biological process: retrograde transport, endosome to Golgi. The record is from RefSeq and is a predicted model, not a curated record. The transcript is spliced from 6 exons. Bases 31 to 708 code for a protein of 225 amino acids.